Molecule: messenger RNA, 1975 nt
Organism: Camellia sinensis
Lineage: Eukaryota; Viridiplantae; Streptophyta; Magnoliopsida; Ericales; Theaceae
Product: transcription factor TCP4
Cellular component (GO): nucleus
Molecular function (GO): DNA-binding transcription factor activity; sequence-specific DNA binding
Source: RefSeq, a predicted model, not a curated record
AGAGAGUGGAUUACCUUUGUUCAUUUGUGGGAGUUAUAGAUAGAUAGGAAACAAACUUUUUAUCUCAUGUCUGACCAUAUACUGUCACCCUUAGCAGAAGCAUCAAACAGCUCUCUCUCUCUCUCAUCUCAUCAGAGAAGAAGAUAGAAUUUUGCUCUUUACUUUAGUCUUGAUGCCACCACCCAUCUCCACUUUUCCUUUUUUCUAUCUCUAAACCUCUUCACAUGCUCAUUCAAAACCCUCCAACAAUAAAAAGUCUCAACUCAACAUCAAAAUUUUAUGCCUACUACUUUUGGGUUUUGUGUUCAUUCAUACAUAUAUUUUUUUUUCAAGUGGGUUGUUGAUUCCGAGAUUUGAUUAGUACUGGCAGAGUUCUUCAGAGUUUCAGAGUGUGACAGUUGCAGAUGAUGAACAAGAAGCAGCAGCAUCAGAAACAUUGGGUAAAGCAAAUCAUACAAAGAGGUGUAACAACUCUGAGAAUUGGAAGAGGAAAAUCAGAAACGAUCUGAAUCUGAAGAAGAAGAAGAAUAAGGUCAAAUCAAUCCUAUCCCAUCACAAAGUACAAACUACCACUAGCAUCAAAAUACUAGCAAAAGAGAAAUCAUCCAAACAAGUAAUGAAAAACAUAGCGGCAUAAUGAUAAUGAAGAAUAGUGGAGGAGGAGAGAUAGUUCAGGUCCAGGGAGGACACAUUUUGAGGUCCACCGGCCGGAAAGACCGGCACAGCAAGGUGGUCACAUCAAAAGGGCCUAGGGACCGGAGGGUCCGGUUAUCGGCGCACACCGCAAUUCAGUUUUACGACGUGCAGGACAGGUUGGGCUAUGACAGGCCCAGCAAAGCAGUGGAUUGGCUUAUGAAGAAGGCUAAGAAUGCUAUUGAUAAGCUUUCUGAGAUACCUCCAUGGAACCCAAUUGAUUCCACCACUGUUAUGCCGCCACCACCACCACCACCACCACCCAAUGUAGACCCUAAUGCAGAAAUUAUGGAAUCUUCAUCUUGUGGGUAUGGAUUUCAUCAUUUGCCACAAUCAAUGGAUACACAAUCCAUUGCAAUUGCAGAUGAUGCAGACACAAUGAAAUCGUUUUUCCCCGUAAGUUCUUCUGAGACUUCAUCAAUGAAUUUUCAGGGAUACCCACAUGAAGAUCUUUGCCUCUCUCUUCACUCUUUACAAGACCCAAGUUCAAGCCACCACCACACAACAGCUGAUUCAACUGAUCAUCAUCACCAUCAUCAUCAGACUCUUUUUCCGGUUGGUUUUGAGGCUAAUUAUCCGAGAUUGGUGUCGUGGAAUGGCGGCGGAAAUGGAGAGAAUAGAGAGGGAUAUAUGUUCAGUUCAUCACAAGCGAUGUCCAUGCCAUUUCAGCCACCACAACCAUUUUUUUGCCAAAGCUCAGUGCUUUCUUCACAGAGGGGUCCCCUUCAGUCCAGUUUUUUGCCUACAGUUCAUGCUCCUUGGAAUGAAGACCACCCAAUUCACUCCAAUUUGCAUCACAACACUAGGCAACCAAUCCAACAAUCUUCAAUCUCCACCACCCAAUUUGCCUCCUCCCAUGAAGCCCUUUUGCAGUUUCACAAUGAAGAAGAGCAUCAUGGGCUGGUACUAUCCAAUAAACCAUCCUCCUCAGCUUCUCCCAAUUCUCACCGUUAAUUGAUCAACAACUCAAAUUUCUUACCCAUCAUCAGAUGAUUGAUUACAUCCAAGAGAAGAAGAGAUUUCAGUCAAUUCAUCAAUGGAUCUACUUAGGAGGGAAAUCAUGAAUGCAUGAGCAUGUGUUGAACUUCAAGAGACUAAUUUUAUGUUUGUUUUUUUUCUUUCUGUCGGAUUAAUUUUAUGGUGAUGCUUUCUUGUUCAAGCGGCCUGUUUGAGCUCAAAUUUGUCUGGUAUUUGGUUGAUUGAUUAUUAGUAUUACUAAAUUGAACUUAAUUAGACUUGGUUCUUAUAAUUUUAAUGCUAUGACCAAUUGCUUUAUUUCUUA